Molecule: messenger RNA, 450 nt
Organism: Penaeus indicus
Lineage: Eukaryota; Metazoa; Arthropoda; Malacostraca; Decapoda; Penaeidae
Product: pro-resilin-like
Exons: 2
Coding region: 23-394 (123 amino acids)
Cellular component (GO): extracellular matrix
Source: RefSeq, a predicted model, not a curated record
UUACUCGUCCCAUUCUCACAACAUGGUGUUCAAGGUAUUUGCUCUGGCAGCCCUUGUGGUCGUCGCCAUCGCCCGUCCAGAUAGCCCGCCUACAUAUGGAUACGCUCCUCCCACACCUGCUUAUGCACCAGCCAAGUAUGACUUCAACUACGCCGUCAACGACCCACCAUCAGGCAACGACUUCGGACAUGAGGAAGCCCGUGAUGGAGACAACACUCAGGGAUCUUACUACGUGCUUCUUCCCGACGGCCGCCUACAGAGGGUCACUUACACCGUCAAUGGUGACUCCGGAUACGUGGCUGAUGUUACCUACGAGGGUGAAGCCCAGUACCCACAAGCCACUUAUGGGCCUCCUCAACCCUCCUACAAACCACCCACCCCUUCCUAUGCUUAAAUUUAUUAAUUGAAAUAUUUAUUAAUCACUGUGUAAAGUAAAGACUAGAUCACUGA